AGUCGCCGAGUAGUCGUCGCGCAAACUGCAUUCAUCGAGCUUUUCCGUUAUACUCCUUGUAAUUUCAGAGAACUUCAAUUAGUUUCAGUGUUAAAAACCAUACAACAAGAAAGAAAUUAUUCUUUAUCCAAUUGAAUUCUCAUAAAGAAACAUGUACCUCAAGGUUGGUCAAUUGCAGUUUUUAUCAAAAUCUUUCUAAUUCGAGAUAAAAGUCUAUCUUCAAUUGGAAUGAAGUUGUAAAGAUAACUACUCAAUGUACGUGAUAAUUAGAAUGUCGACCAAGUCACGUAAAAAAACGAUGUUUUGUAGUUUUUAAUUAUGUGCUCUUGAAGGCCUAACGCGAACACGCAGGUUCAUGAACAAUCAGAUUAUGUCAUCACUACCAUAUUUGCGUGUCUGCAACCUAUUUACAUAUAUAAAAAGUCUUACCUCAUUGUGUAAGAGAAAGCUGAAUAAUGUGGCGGAUAAUGGAAUUGGCCGGAUGACAAAAGAUAACUUGCAACGUUGACUACUGAUAAAAACGGCCCCAAAUUAAGCGGCAAGUUGACAACGAAAUUGUAGUAGACUCACAGGGAUUGAAUUUAUUUCUGUACGCGAUGUGCAAUAACAAUAAGGAAAAUAAAAAUACAGUCUCCAGACAUAGGCCAAUCAAAGUCACAACAAUUGGAGACGGUACUGUAGGCAAAACAUGUAUGCUUAUUACAUAUACAACAAAUGAAUUCCCUUCAGAAUAUGUGCCUACUGUCUUCGAUAACUAUGCAGGCACAAUAUGUGUAGAUGGACAAGAAUUUGAUAUGACUUUAUGGGAUACUGCUGGUCAGGAAGAUUAUGAACGAAUCAGACCUUUAUCUUACCCAAAUACUGAUUGCUUCUUGAUCUGCUUUUCAGUAAAUUCUCGCACUUCUUAUGAAAAUGUUGCGAUCAAAUGGCAUCCAGAAAUUAAACAUCACUGUCCAAAUACACCUAUAGUGCUUGUUGGUACAAAAGGGGAUCUUAGAAAUCAAGAAAAUGUGGAUACAAUUACUUUCAAAGAAUGCAAAAAAAUGAAAAAGAAAGUAAAAGCUUAUAAAUAUGUCGAGUGUUCUGCUUUGAAAUGUGAAAACUUAGGGGAAGUUUUCACUGAAGCGAUUCGAGCAGUACUGAAAAAACCAUCAAGCAAACUUUGUUGUUCAUUUUGAAGCUUAAGUUAUAAAAUAAUAUUUAUAAUUAAUUAAUAGGAAAUAUUGAUUUAUAGUAAUAUUAAUGGAUAAAAAUAUUAACUGUAAGAUCUUUGGACCCUACAGUUCUCCUACAUUUCCUUAAUAUUCAAAAUUUAAUAAAACGAUUAUAAAUAAUACCAAACAACAAAUAAUUCAUAUUUUGUAAAUAUAUUAAUGCUGAUUACAGAAUUAAGUAGACUUCAUUGUACAUCUGUAUCAUAGAAUACCAUUAAUAAAAAGGAAUUUAUUUCAUCAAUAUUA
Bombus pyrosoma is the source of this 1460-nucleotide messenger RNA. RefSeq names its product ras-like GTP-binding protein RhoL. The coding region runs from base 597 to 1178 and encodes 193 amino acids. Gene Ontology annotation, molecular function: GTPase activity; GTP binding. The record is from RefSeq and is a predicted model, not a curated record. Gene Ontology annotation, biological process: small GTPase-mediated signal transduction. NCBI's taxonomy places the organism in Eukaryota, Metazoa, Arthropoda, Insecta, Hymenoptera, Apidae. The transcript is spliced from 7 exons.